AGGGCUACGGGCGGCCAGCCCAACACCCGUUAUAUGUGACCAGUAGCUCGGUGUACGGCCGCCACCCACCCCCACCCGGCCUGCAAGCCAAGAGGCGAGCCUUCCACAGUCGCUUCACCAAGACCCAGGCACUCGGGGGGAUGUACGAGGACACCCACUUCACCACGGAGACAGAGUCCCAGCUUGUGUACACACCGGCUAAUGACACCCAUACGGGCCCGUAGACCAACAGAAUGUUCGUGUAUUAUGUGUAUAGGCCCACCCAUAGAAUUAUCUCCUUUUUAAUCAUAUUCGUACGUCGUGUUUUACUAUCGUAUUCAUACGACGUGGGGAACUCUGUGCCACCACUUAACCGUAUCCGU
Messenger RNA from Aplysia californica (California sea hare), 362 nucleotides. Its product is annotated as UPF0691 protein C9orf116 homolog. NCBI's taxonomy places the organism in Eukaryota, Metazoa, Mollusca, Gastropoda, Aplysiida, Aplysiidae. The record is from RefSeq and is a predicted model, not a curated record.